Molecule: messenger RNA, 2973 nt
Organism: Aplosporella prunicola CBS 121167
Lineage: Eukaryota; Fungi; Ascomycota; Dothideomycetes; Botryosphaeriales; Aplosporellaceae
Exons: 3
Coding region: 1-2973 (990 amino acids)
Biological process (GO): peptidyl-serine phosphorylation; protein autophosphorylation; autophagy
Cellular component (GO): cytoplasm; autophagosome
Molecular function (GO): ATP binding; protein serine/threonine kinase activity
Source: RefSeq, a predicted model, not a curated record
AUGGCCGCUCCCGCGCCGCCCUCACGGCGGCCCUCGUCGCACCCAAACCAAGACCCCGAGAUGGUCGGCCCCUUUAGGAGGAUGGAGCAGAUCGGGAAGGGCAGCUUUGCCACCGUCUAUCGUGGCAUCCAUGUGAAGAAGCGCUCGCUCGUAGCCAUCAAGUCGGUCGACAUCACCAAGCUCAACAAGAAGCUCAAGGACAACCUCUCGACCGAGAUCCAGAUCCUCCGUAGCCUAACACACCCGCACAUCGUCGCCCUCAUCGACUGCAAAGAGGUCCCCAAGACGAUCCAUAUCGUCACCGAGUUCUGUGAGCUCGGUGACCUGUCCAGCUUCAUCAAGAAGCGUAACAGUCUCAUCGACCACCCGGCUACGGCCGACAUGAUGAAAAAGUACCCCAACCCGCCCAUCGGCGGCCUAAACGAGGUCCUGGCCCGCCACUUCCUCAAACAAAUCGCCAGCGCCCUCGAGUUCAUGCGCGCCAAGAACUACGUCCACCGCGACCUCAAGCCCCAGAACCUGCUUCUGAACCCUCCACCCAUCUACUAUGCCAAGCAUCGUCCCGAAGAGGUCCCCCUGGCUGCUGCCGAGAACUCCAUGGUCCCCGCUGUCGGCAUUGCCACGCUGCCUAUGCUGAAGAUCGCCGACUUUGGCUUCGCCCGCUGGCUGCCCACCACCUCUCUCGCCGAGACCCUCUGCGGCUCGCCUCUCUACAUGGCCCCCGAGAUCCUCCGUUACGAAAAGUACGAUGCCAAGGCUGAUCUGUGGUCGACGGGCACCGUCCUGCACGAGAUGCUCGUCGGUAAGCCACCAUUCCGCGCAUCAAACCACGUGGAACUCCUCCGUAAGAUUGAAAAGCAGAAUGACCAAAUCAGCUUCGGCCAGAUCCAGGUCAGCAGAGAAAUGAAAACCCUCGUGCGGGCCCUCCUAAAGAAGACGCCCACCGAAAGAAUCUCCUACGACAAGUUCUUCGAAGACCCCGUCCUCGUCGAGGAUAUCCCGGGCCUCGUCGGCGAGGACAUCCCUCGGGGCCCUGAGGUCGAUGAGGAACCUUCGCCGAGCCUCAUCGAGGAGAGGCGUAUCGCUUCUAGCUCUGCGGCGGAGCAGGCCAUCCGCCAGCAAAUCACUGAGAGGGAGACUUCUGCCUCCCCCCGGCAGAGACUCGCUCCUGACGAACUGACGCUCCAGGUUCCUCCUUCGCGGCCCGUCUUGGCCGAGCGCGCAGCCACGGUGAUGACCCCAACCUUAUCAUCUCCCUCCAGACGGUCCAGCAACGCCCCGUCGCCCGGACAAGAACGUCCGGUCUCGGCGCAGCAAGACCGUCGCCCAAUGCUUACCACCCACACCACCGCCCCCCCUCGUCAGACAACUCAAGAACGUCCUCCGUCCGCAGCCGCCGUGGCCAUGAAUCGUCGCAACAGCCGCCCAUCGCCGUCUCCCGGCUCUUCGAUGCUGCGCGAUCAUCUGGAGAGGGAGCGCAACCCUCAGAGAGCCGAGGAGAGGGCUUUGCGCGAGGCCAAAGAGCGUGUGUCUCAAGACAUUGCUUUAGAACGAGAGUACGUCUUGGUCGAGAAGCGCAGCGUAGAGGUCAACGCUUUCGCGGACGAGCUGGCCGCGAGCCCACAGUUCAGCAAAGACCGCCCCUCUUCAUCGCAUCAGAACAACGCCAUGAUCAGGCGCGCCACUACACAAGGUGCACCCACCUCCACAACCGGUGCACAAGGCGCCACACCCUCACAUGCCAUCCAAAUCGCCAGUGGUAGGCAACGUCCGGAGAGUCUGCACCACCGCGCUAGCUCCUACGAGAGGCGCUACGGCCCGAGCCCCGGUUCGGCGACCUCAGCCAUCUCCAAGGCUCUGAACAUGGCCAGCUACAGGAUCUUCGGCGCAGGAGCAUCCCCUCCCGGGCGUGGUCCAUCGCCGCCCAAGGGCUAUUCCAACUUUCCCAUGUACCCCACGUCUCAAGGCAGCAUGGUGGUCGUCGGCGACGUCGUCAAGCCUGCCAACACAGGACCCAAGGACAAGGACACGCGGAUGCUCGAAAUUGUCGAAGAACUAGCCCAGCGUAGCCAUGUCAUCUACGGUUUCGCUGAGGUCAAAUACAAGCAGCUUCUCCCCGCGCCGCCGAGCGACCCCGGCCUGGGCAUCCGUGGCGAGCACCCCAGGGACGAUGACGAAGAUCCGCUCGACGAAGAUCUCACUUUGGAUGCCGUCUUGACCAUCUCGGAAGAAGCUCUCGUCUUGUAUGUCAAGGCGCUCGCGCUGCUUGCAAAAUCCAUAGACCUAGCAGGCAGCUGGUGGGGUCAGCGUAACCGCGGCGAGGUCCUCUCCGAGGCAAGCUCGCCUCGCUCAACCCCUCCUAGCCCGACCGUCGCGGCGGUUGGCGCGAAGAUGAACCAGGUGGUGCAGUGGGUGCGCACUCGCUUCAACGAGUGCGUAGAAAAGUCCGAGUUCGUCGGCCGCAAGUUGGUCGAAGCCCAGAAGCAACUGCCCGCGGAUCAUCCAGCCCACCCGAACAACCUCCCCUCCGCUUCGACCUCAACGACCAGCGCGGGCACCUCGGCGGAGAACAUCCACCUGCCCACUGGCAUCACAGCCGAGAAGCUCAUGUACGACCGCGCCAUUGAGAUGAGCAGAGCCGCGGCCGUCAACGAGCUAGUGAAUGAGGACCUCCCGGGCUGUGAGCUCAACUAUGCCACGGCCAUCCGCAUGCUCGAGGCCAUUUUCGAAGGCGAGGACGAUUACAGCUCGCGCAAGUCGAUCGGUAGCAAAAAGCAGGACGACGAGGCCAUCAGUGGCUUGGAAGAAGAAGACAGGGCGACCGUUCUCAAUUUGAUUGAAGGAAUGCGCGCUCGCCUCAAGGCUCUUCGCAAGAAGAUUGAUGACCAGAGAGCGCAAAGGGCGCAAAAGCGCGCCUCGCUCCCGGCGCCUGGCAGGAGCUCGCCUUCUGGCGCCUCUGCCUUUGCUCGGUGA